UGGUUUUAGGUUGUUUCCUAAAAUGUCAAAUACAAUGGUAACCUAGAUAUAACUCUUAAUUUACCUUGGACCAUGGUCAGUCAUUAUAAGAUUUGAAGUGUUAGGUAUCUUUUUUGAUUGAACACAAGUUGGCUUAAAUGGAAGCUAGGUUCCCAUAUUCUAGGCAUUUCAAUGUCUAACUUGUACUAUUUAAUCGAUGAUUAGAGGUUUAAACUUCAUUUAUAUCGGCAUAGCAACAGUUUUAUCAUUGAGAUAAUUGACAAAGGGCUUAAGUUGUGUUCAAGUACAAGCUCAGCUGCCAGCAGAUUAUUGACAAAAGAUGCUAAAGCUAGAUGUAGAAAUAUCCAGUAUCCUUAGAGAUACUUGAUAUCAUUGUAAAAUAGGAAUUGGAGAUUAUGGGUAAUAUCUCCUUGUAAUUAGUUGUUGUGAAUAUCUUAGGAAUCCUUUCCUUUUCUUCUCAUAUUCUUUGUGUAUAUAUAGCCUUUGUACCUCCCUAUUUUUAGACAAGUGAAAUAAAGAAUUUCGCAUGGUAUCAGAGCAUCUCUGAUCCAGACCACUCCUCUUGCUGCUGUGUUUCAAUCACAACAGUGAUUAAGCAACAACGGUAAGCUCCAAAGUCCCCUUGCUAUCGUUGUCCUCUCCCCUUUCUCAAUAUCAUUAUGACUGGCAUAGAAUCCUCUUCCCAGACCCACUCAGAAGUCAUCUCCAGUUCAAAGACUUCUCAUCCAAAUCCUCUAGGAAACUCUCAGAGUUUCCUUCCAGUUACUGGUCAUAAACUAAAUGGUCAUAAUUUCCUUCAAUGGUCUCAAUCGGUCAUGCUAUACAUACGUGGUCGAGUAAAAGAAGAUCACCUCAUAGGGGCUGUUCCUGCUCCUAAAUCUGAUGAGCCCAGUUUCAAGAACUGGAAAUCAGAAAACAGCAUUGUGAUGGCAUGGCUGAUUAACUCUAUGACCCUAGAAAUAGGUGAAAGUUUUUUUUCUCUCCUUUACGGCUCAAGAAAUAUGGGAGGCUGCCCGAGACAUGUAUUCCAGUAACGACAACACUGCAGAAUUGUUUGCCAUCGAAAGCACACUCCUAAUCAAGGAGAGUUAUCUGUUACUGCCUAUUACAACUUACUAGGCAUUGGCAGCAACUAGAUUUUUAUGAAGUUCAUGAAUGGAAGUGCCCUACAGAUCAAAGCUACAAUUCAGAAAAUGGUAGAGAUAAGAAGAAUAUUCAAGUUCCUUAUGGGACUCAGCGAGGACUUGGAUGAAGUCCGCGGACGAAUUCUAGGAAUCAAACCACUACCCCCAAUUAGGGAAGUGUUUUCGGAGGUCAGAAGUGAAGGAAGCCGUAAAAAAGUCAUGAUGGGGACAGUCCCUUCAACCUUACAAGUUGAUCGACCUGCCCUUGCUGCACGAGGAUCCUCAUACCAGCACUCAAGUUCACAUUCAGGAGGGAAUCACUCAUCAUCGAAUGAAAGCAGGCACAAAAGUGGAAGGCCGUGGUGUGACCACUGCAACAAACCCGACCAUGUCCGGGAUAAAUGUUGGAGAAUACAUGGAAAGCCAGCUGAUUGGAAGACUAAACGAGCAACUAAUGGCAUUGAAAGUCGUGGAAACCUUGUGUUUGCAACUAAUCCUCCUCAGGCCGAGACUUUUCCAUUCAACAAAGAACAACUGGAGAUGCUUCAAAAGAUGUUUGGCUCAGUCCAACAACCAGCACGUAUCCAAACAACAAGUAUGGCAUCCUCUCUAAUCUCUUUCACCCCAAGCUCGGGAAAUGUUGCUCAAACAGGUAUUCAAUCAACAGCCUUUACUAUCUUAAAUGAAUCAUCUCAAUCCUGGAUAGUGGAUUUCAAUGCAUCAGAUCACAUGAUUGGAAACCCACAGUUGUUUGAUGAUUUGAAACCGUGCUCCUCACAUUUAUUCGUCCGAAUUGCCAAUGGAAGCUGCUCCAAAGUAACAGGCCUCAGAUCUAUUAAAGUGUCAUCGAAUAUCACUCUCAAAUUUGUCCUCUAUGUUUCCAAUCUCAAUUGCAAUUUAUUAUUCCUCAGUAAACUUGCUUUGGAUAGCAAUUGCGUCACUAAUUUUCAUACCAAUGGUUGUGUUUUCAGGAUUUGGACUCCGGGAGGAUGAUUGACAAUGAUGAGAUUAGUGCAUGUCUGUACCAACUUAAAACGCAACUUGAUCCAAGUCACUCUGCCAACCAUACCCACCUUGCACCAACGAAUAACUCAACCAUCGUGUAGGUCAUCCUAAUUUUGGUUAUUUGUCUCGACUAUAUCCAUCAUUAUUCAUAAGUAAAAAUCAUUGGUUAUUUCAGUAUGAUAUUUGUCAAUUCUCAAAACACUCCCGUAAAAUCUAUCCACCUAAAUUACACAAACCAUCUCACCCUUUCUCUCUGAUACAUAGUGACAUAUGGGGAAAAACGAGAGUAAGUAAUGUAACAGGAGCUAGGUGGUUCCUACUGUUUGUGGAUGAUCAUACUCGUCUCUCUUGGGUAUUUCUCAUGAAGGAAAAAUCAGAAACCAAAAGCCUUUUCAUCAAAUUUCAUACGAUGAUAAAAACCCAAUUCCACACAAAUAUCCAAGUUCUAAAGACUGACAAUGCCUCAGAUUACUUCAACAAUGUCCUUGGCAACUACCUCCAAGGGAUUGUACAUCAAAGCUCAUGUGUUGAUACCCCUCAAGAAAAUGGGGUUGCCGAGCGGAAAAAUAGACACUUACUUGAAAUUGCUCGUUCCCUUCUCUUUACCUCUAAUGUCCCCAAACACUUUUGGGGAGAUGCUAUUCUCACUUCUACCUAUCUCAUAAACCGAAUGCCAUCUCAAGUCCUGAAAUUCAAAACCCCAUGGCAAGUCCUUCUAUAGUCAUUUCCUAACACUCAUCUCCUUUCAGACAUUCCUCCUAAUUUUUUUGGGUGUACAGCCUUUGUCCAUAUUCAUCCACAUCAAAGAAGCAAACUUGACACCAAAGCUUCAAAAUGCAUUUUUGUCGGUUAUUCUCCAAACCAAAAAGGGUAUAAAUGUUACUCCCCUUCUGAACAAAAGUUUUUCUCCUCCAUGGAUGUCACAUUCUACGAAAAUAAACCGUACUUCACAGAUGUUCAGGGGGGAAUAUGAUUGAACAUCCUCUCACAAACGAAGGUACUCACACCGAGCCAAUCCAAUCCCUUCCUCCAAUCUCUUCCAAAACCAUAGAAGAUCAAACUCUCUUCCUGCAUGUGCUAGAAACUAAACCAGUCCAAACUAACCUCACCCAUCUUUCAACCGAUCAUUCAACCAAUUCUACGACACCAAUAGAAAAUAGACACCUCAACCCUCAAAAGGAAACCCUAGUCUACACCAGGAAAAGGAAGCAGGACAAGGAAGUACAGGCCAUACAAUCUGAGCAGUGCCACGAGUCUCAACUAAUUCCAACUCCUGAAUCUCAAGGUAUGCGCCCUAGUGAGCCUACUAAUGCUGAUAAUCUAGAUCUUCCUAUUGCUUUAAGAAAUGGGGUUCAGACCUGUAGUUCACAUCUAAUAAAGAAUUUUGUAUCUUACAAGGGAUUAUCACCCAGUUAUCGUACCUUUGUGUCAAGAUUGGAUGAAACUCAAGUCCCAACUCCAUUCACGAAGCCUUACAAAACCCAACAUGGAAGGACGCAACAUUUGAAGAAAUCAAGGCGUUGGAGAAGAAUCAGACAUGGGAGAUUAUAGACCUUCCACCAGGAAAGAUGACGGUAGGCUACAAAUGGAUCUUCUCAGUGAAGUACAAAUCUGAUGGGACAAUUAAGAGAUAGAAGGCAUGAUUGGAAGCUAAAGGGUUUACUCAAUCAUAUGGGAUAGACUACCAAGAAACAUUUGCUCCAGUUGCCAAGCUUAACACCAUCAUAAUCUUGUUAUCUGUCACUGCAAACCUAGAUUGGCUACUGCACCAACUCAAUGUAAAAAACGCUUUUCUCAAUGGCGAUCUUGAAGAAGUUUUCAUGGACAUUCCACCCGGAUUCAACUCACAGGCAAAUCAAGGCAAGGUAUGCAAACUCAAAAAGUCACUCUAUGGCCUAAAACAGUCCCACGGGCUUGGUUCGAUAGUUUCUCUAAAGUUCUCAAAAGAACAGGAUACACUCAAUGCCAAGCGGACCACACACUCUUCAUUAAGCACCUUUGAUCGAAAGGUAACUGCUCUUAUUGUCUAUGUUGAUGAUAUAGUUCUGACCGACAAUGAUCACAUAGAAAUUGGCCGUCUCAAAACCCUUUUGUCAAAAUAAUUUGAGAUUGAAGAUCUUGGAAAUUUGAAGUAUUUCCUUGGAAUGGAAGUUGCUAGAUCAAGAAAAGAAUCUUUAUCUCUCAAAGGAAGUAUGUCCUAGAUCUCCUGAAAGAAACAUGCAUGCUUGGAUGUAAACCCGCCGACACGCCAAUGGAUCCAUACAACAAGGUGGGAUCCAAGCAAGACAAUAUUUCAGUAGACAAAGGAAGGUACCAAAGAUGAACACAUGGAGGCGGCAUAUCGAAUUCUGAGGUAUCUCAAAGGGACAUCGAGAAAAGGAAUUGCUUUUAUCAAAGGUUCAAAUAGAGGUAUAAAAGUAUUCACUGAUGCAGAC
Cynara cardunculus var. scolymus (artichoke) is the source of this 4564-nucleotide messenger RNA. RefSeq lists its product as uncharacterized. The transcript has 2 exons. Bases 1143 to 2117 code for a protein of 324 amino acids. NCBI's taxonomy places the organism in Eukaryota, Viridiplantae, Streptophyta, Magnoliopsida, Asterales, Asteraceae. The record is from RefSeq and is a predicted model, not a curated record.